AUGGCCGUCCCGACGUACGACGCGGUCUCGCAUUUCCCCCUAUCAUCCAAGGAUCCAUCCCACCGAUUUGAAGUUCACAAUCCCGCGACGGGAGAGGUCAUCACCACCGUUCAAGGCGGAGGCGUCUCUGAAGUAGAAAAAGCCGUCGAGAUAGCGAACAAAGCGUACAACGACGACUGGAGAUGGAGAUCUCCUCGCGAGCGAUCAAUGAUCUUGCUCCAAGCAGCAGAGCACCUCUCCAAACACGUCCGAGAGCUCUCGGUGCUCUUGUCGAUGGAGAAUGGAAAGCCCGUGUCCCAGGCCAGCGAAGGUGAUGUCCCUUUUCUGAUCGCCAUCUUCCGUUAUUUCGCUUCGCUUAUCGACAAAUUGCCGGCGGAAUUUUAUGACCAAGGCAGCAUUUACGCUUCUGUCAUUCGCGAGCCGUAUGGAGUCGUAGCAGGAAUUCUCCCCUUCAACUGGCCGCCGAUUCAUGUCGGCGGCAAAGCCGCUCCCGCAUUGGCCGCUGGAAAUACCGUCAUCAUCAAACCAGGCGAACAGGCUCCUCUGACAGUCAUGCGUAUCGUGGAACUUCUCCAGCAAGUUUUGCCUUCCGGUGUCAUUCAGGCCAUACCAGCCAUGGGACCAGACGUACCUCAAGCGCUGGUCAGGCAUCCCGACGUCAAGAAAGUCUCAUUUACAGGCUCGACCGGCGCCGGCAUCGCGGUGAGCAAACUUGCAGCCGAGUCGAUUACCCCGGUGUUACUCGAACUCGGUGGCAAGAAUGCAUUCAUCGUCUUUGAUGAUGCGGAUAUUGAUUUAGCAGUCCGACACGCGGUUGAUGGAGGUUUCUUCAACCAGGGUGAAGCAUGCACGGCGGCAUCGAGAGUUUUGGUCCAAGCUAAAGUUCACGAUGCUUUCGUGGCUGGGAUGGCAGCAGCUGUCAAACGAAUCAAAGUGGGUGAUGGUGCUAGUGAUGAGACACAUGUUGGGCCUUUGGUCACUAAGGUGCAGAAAGAAAGAGUGGAGGAAUAUGUUCGCAUUGGGGAGGCGGAAGGAGCGAAGAUCGAAGCCCAGGCCCCGAUACCAGCCGAUCCGAGACUGAAAAAUGGUUACUACGUGCAGCCCACCCUGUUCACCGGCGUGACAAGGGACAUGAGAAUUGCAAAGGAAGAGAUCUUCGGCCCUGUCGUUAGUGUCACCAAGUUCGACACUUACGAUGAAGCAAUUUCCAUCGCCAACGAGUCCGAAUACGGUCUUGUUUGUGGGAUCUUUUCCCAAGACAUGAUCAAAGCCAUGAAGGCAAGCAGGCAGGUCGAUGCGGGUAUGGUCUUUGUUAACAAUUACAAUCGCGGCCUGAUUGGGACGCCGUUCGGAGGAGCAAAGCAUAGUGGUUAUGGACGGGAGCACUGCAUUGAAACGCUCCAUGAAUUCACUCGGGCGAAGAAUAUUCGGAUUCCGUCGGGCCUUGGAGCUAUACCGCCGUGGGGAAAGGUCUCGGAGUUGGUGGGAGAUGCAUUGCCUCAUGUCUAA
Molecule: messenger RNA, 1509 nt
Organism: Rhinocladiella mackenziei CBS 650.93
Lineage: Eukaryota; Fungi; Ascomycota; Eurotiomycetes; Chaetothyriales; Herpotrichiellaceae
Exons: 1
Coding region: 1-1509 (502 amino acids)
Molecular function (GO): oxidoreductase activity, acting on the aldehyde or oxo group of donors, NAD or NADP as acceptor
Source: RefSeq, a predicted model, not a curated record